This is a messenger RNA of Aedes albopictus (Asian tiger mosquito), 4503 nucleotides long. RefSeq lists its product as uncharacterized. Lineage: Eukaryota; Metazoa; Arthropoda; Insecta; Diptera; Culicidae. The record is from RefSeq and is a predicted model, not a curated record. Gene Ontology annotation, biological process: DNA integration. The transcript is spliced from 3 exons. Gene Ontology annotation, molecular function: nucleic acid binding. Bases 1 to 4503 code for a protein of 1500 amino acids.
AUGGCACCAAGUUUGCGCUCUCUGUCUCGCCAAGAACGGUUUUGCAUUGACUCGAUGAACAACCUCAUUAGCCUAGUUAGCACAUACGAUGAGCAAAGGGACAAAGCCUUCCUCGAUGGAUGGAUGCAACGGUUGGAAAAGGUGUUUGCUGAUUUCCAAUCCAUUCGCUUACAAUUGGAACUGCGUGAGGAUCAAGAAGAGUUUACGGAUGCAUCUGAAACCGUCUCGCUGAAUGAAGAUGCAAAUAGGAAGGCUCGAGAUGACUUCGAGCGUAACUACAUGAAGGUGUAUGGGUUUAUCGUCUCCAAACUUCGUACCCCCGAACCCACUCCUUCUUCCUCGAAUGUCGUUGCGCACGCUGGCACACCAGCGGAUACAUCCUUUGCUCGGAUAAGGUUGCCCGAGCAAUGCCCGUCCAGCUGCUGUCGAGUGUGCGGACAGAAGCACCACACAAUGUUGCACCAGAAUACCACACUUCGCUCGUCGGAUGGUGAUCCGAUCCCAAAGUCAACGCCAACGUCGUCUCCUGCUCCUCCUCCUCCAAAUCAGCCUCCGUCCACUCGAAGUACUACAGCUCAGCCUCAGUCCUCCUCGUCGCAGCCUCCUCCUCCGUCGCCGAAUACUCUUGCUCCGUCCACUAGUGGCCCGUCGACCAGCUACAGGCCAACGGCCCUCGUCGGAAGUGUUCGAACUGUUCCUUUGACUGUUUUGCUGCAAACUGCGGUGGUGAAAAUCGCUGAUGCCAACGGCUACGCCAUUUGGGCUCGUGCUUUGCUGGACCCAGCGUCGCAGAUCAACCUGAUGACUGUGGAGCUGUCGCAGAAACUGAAGCUUCGUCGUGUAAAAACCCACCAGGAAAUCGGCGGCGUUGGAAAUGCUACUGUCGUUUCAUCAUACGCUGUUGACGCAAGAAUCGAAUCCCAUUGUUCCAGUUUCGUCGCAGAUUUCUCGUUCCAUGUACUGCCUGGAAUUACUCGGGAGCUACCGGCCAAGGCGUUGAAUACGCAAGAAUGGAACAUUCCCGCAAACAUCGUUCUGGCAGAUCCUUCUUUCCAUCAACCUGGUCCCAUUGACAUGAUACUAGGGAUGGAAGUCUACUACGAGCUCGUCGAAGAAGGGCUGGUUCGUCUUGGACCCGAUCUACCCGUGCUGCAGAAAACGGUUCUCGGAUGGGUCGUAUCUGGCAAAGUUGGUUCAUCACCGUCCCCGAGAGUCAGCUAUGCCCACGUUUGCAGUAUCAGUUCCCUCGAAGACCAGUUGGCGCGCUUCUGGGAGCUUGAAUCGUGUCAAUCCAGCAGCAAUCUUUCCGUCGAAGAGACGCUUUGUGAAGCACACUUCUCUGCCACCACCGUUCGCGACGAAACCGGACGUUUUGUAGUUCAACUUCCGAAAAGAUCAGCAGUCCUCUCAACCCUCGGCGAUUCUAAGGAAAUUGCCACCCGUCGUUUCCUCGCUUUGGAGCGACGCUUGAACGCCAAUCCGCAGCUGAAGCAGGCGUAUUCGCACUUCAUGGAGGAGUACCAUCGACUGGGUCAUAUGGAGGACGUAACCGAUUCGGAAGACCUGGAGACCAACACUCUUUCGUAUUAUCUGCCCCACCAUUGCGUCGUAAGACCUGAUAGUCUGACUACCAAGCUUCGGGUAGUAUUUGAUGCCUCGGGGGCCACUAGCACAGGAGUGUCCCUCAACGACGGACUGAUGGUGGGCCCAGUCGUCCAAGAUGACCUGGUGUCCAUCACCUUGCGGUUCCGGAUGUCCCGGUACGCGAUAGUGUCGGACAUAGAAAAAAUGUACCGGCAAAUUUUGGUCUUUUCGUCUGAUCGUUGCCUGCAGAAGAUCCUCUGGCGGAGUUCUCCGUCGGAACCGAUGCGCACCUACCAACUGUCGACCGUUACGUACGGAACUUCUUGUGCGCCUUAUCUCGCCACCAGAUGUCUGCAGGAACUCGCCAGAAUCGGAGAAACUACCCACCCACAAGCUGCUAAGGCAGUUUCCAAGGACUUCUAUAUGGAUGACCUUCUAACCGGCGUAACCGAAAUAGCUGAAGGACAGCAGCUCUGCAGUCAGCUGCUGGAUCUUCUUCAAUCAGCCGGACUCUGCCUUCGGAAGUGGUCAUCAAAUUGCCCUACACUUCUCGAACACCUUCCGUCCGAGCUGCGUGACGAAAGAACAGUACUCGAUCUGGAAGCCUCCGCUCCUAUCAAAACGCUUGGAUUAAAAUGGCAGACAAGCACCGACGAAUUCCUCUUCGACGUUCCCGAUUGGAACUCGUCUCCGAACAUCACCAAACGGAUCGCCCUCUCGGACGCAGCAAAGCUGUUCGAUCCGCUAGGACUCGUCGGGCCGGUAAUAGUCCAAGCCAAAAUCUAUCUGCAGGAUGUCUGGAGAAGCCAGAAGGGAUGGGACGAACCCCUGGACGACGAGUUGCAACAACGGUGGCACGAAUUCCGGGAAAACCUUCUAGCUCUUCGGAAUCUUUCCGUUCCACGAUGGGUUACGCCUGUCGUCAAACCAGCAUCGACUCAAAUCCACGGAUUCUGCGAUGCUUCGUUGAAGGCCUACGGGGCCUGUCUCUACAUACGCGUUACAGCCGACGACGGGACGAUCAGCGUGAACCUCCUUACCGCAAAAUCGAAAGUGGCUCCUCUGGCGGAUUCUCGGAAGCAGAAACGAGUCUGCUUACCUCGUCUGGAACUCUCGGCGGCGUUGCUGCUCGCCCAUCUGUUUCAGAAGGUACAAACCGCCAUCAAUCUCGAAGCUCAAACGUUCUUUUGGUCAGAUUCCACCAUCGUCCUCCAUUGGCUAUCUGCUACCCCAUCUCGGUGGAAAACCUUCGUGGCCAACCGGGUUUCGGAGGUCCAACACGCCACCGUUGGUGGACUGUGGGCUCAUGUUCCUGGGUGUGAAAAUCCAGCAGACAUCAUUUCUCGGGGAAUGGACCCCGAACAACUGAAGACCACCAACUCGUGGUGGCACGGCCCGGACUGGUUGUCAAAAUCAUCACGCUUCUGGCCUGCUUUUGUCCACACGUCCAAUGAAGACUUCCCCCCGGAGAACCUCGAAGAACGACAAGUUGCUCUCGCAGUCCAUACCAUUCCACCGAAUCCAAUCUUUUCUCUGCGGUCAUCGUACGUUGCGCUACUUCGACGAGAAGCAUUCCGAGAAGAGUUCGCUUCGUUAGCCACAUCCGGACAGGUCAAGCCAUCAUCGAAACUCAAGUCCCUCAGACCAUUUGUUGAUCAGAGUGUCCUGCGAGUCGGUGGCCGGCUCCGUAACGCUGCGGUCCCUGAGGACCAGAAACAUCCAUUCGUUUUGCCAUCCAAACACCCAUUCACCGAACUGGUCGCUCGGUAUUACCACCAGAAGCUGCUGCAUGCAGGACCCCAGCUGCUCAUCUCAAGUCUCCGGGAGAAGUUCUGGCCGUUACGCGCCCGAAACCUGGCGGGACGAAUCGUACAUUCGUGCAUAAACUGUUUCCGUUGCCGCCCUCGUGCUACGGAACAAGUCAUGGGCGACCUUCCCGCCGAACGUGUCUCUCCAACGCUGCCGUUCUUGUGCACCGGCGUAGAUCUUUGUGGUCCUGUGUACUACCGACUUCCCGACCGCAAAUCCAAACCAGUGAAGGCAUACGUAGCACUUUUUGUGUGCCUUUCGAUAAAAGCAGUGCACAUAGAACUGGUCGGAGACCUUUCCACGAACUCGUUCCUUGCUGCCCUCCGCCGCUUUGUGGCCCGGCGAGGAAAACCCAAGCUCAUCGAGUGCGACAACGCACAAAAUUUUCGAGGUGCUGUCCGGGAAUUGUCCGAAUUGUCGAAACAGUUCCGAAGUCAACAGAUGCAGAACACCGUUACUCGCUCCUGUGCCGAAGACGGCAUAGAAUUCAAAUUCAUUCCCCCUUGCUCUCCGAAUUUCGGGGGUCUGUGGGAGGCGGGGAUCAAAUCGAUGAAGACCCACCUCAAAGCCACCCUCGGAAACACCAUUCUAACGGCCGAACAACUCACCACGCUUCUGGCCCAGAUCGAGAGUUGUAUGAAUUCUCGACCUCUCACACAACUGUCAGCGGAACCAGAUGACCUCGAUGUCCUUACACCUGGGCAUUUUUUGAUUCACCGUCCGCUAACAGCCAUUGCGGAACCUUCGUUGGAAGAUGUACCUCCAAACCGACUCGACAAGUGGCAGGAAGUUCAAGAGUUCCUCCGCCGGCUCUGGAAGCGCUGGACCUCGGAAUAUCUGUCCGGGUUACAGCCAAGAACCAAAUGGACCCGCGAGAAGGACAACAUCGUCAUCGGAACCCUGGUUCUGGUGAAAGACGACGGACUGCCACCCCUCAAAUGGCGCUACGGCAGGGUGACCCACAUCUUCAGGGGAGAUGACGGAAACAUCCGCGUCGUCGUAGUGAAGACCAAGGACGGAGAGUACCGGCGCGCAAUCUCAAAAAUCUGCGUGCUGCCGAUUGACCAGCCAUCACCGCUCGUAGACCGCGAGCCCAAUGAUGACCAUUGA